This is a messenger RNA of Polistes dominula (European paper wasp), 1215 nucleotides long. Its product is annotated as N(G),N(G)-dimethylarginine dimethylaminohydrolase 1. The record is from RefSeq and is a predicted model, not a curated record. Gene Ontology annotation, molecular function: dimethylargininase activity; amino acid binding. Gene Ontology annotation, biological process: arginine metabolic process; positive regulation of nitric oxide biosynthetic process. Lineage: Eukaryota; Metazoa; Arthropoda; Insecta; Hymenoptera; Vespidae.
UAUAUAUAGUUUCUUGUUUUAUUCAUGCAACAUAGUUGUAAACCUAACCUUAUACAGUAAACAAGGAAUAACUCUACCUAACUAACUUCACACUUUACAACGACUAAAUUAUAAUAUUUAGAUGUUGGUAACAUUGAUCGUAUUAAUAUAGUGUUGUUUUUACGUGAAACGUCAAAUUGGUGUGUUCUCGUUGGUAUAAUUAUAAAAAAAAAAACCGUAAUCAGCGGUGUGAUCAAAUAAUUGAGAAAUCACUUGAACAAAUUGUUUAGACAUAAUAAAAAAUAAAAGUUUGCUAUAGUCAUGCCAUUACAUAGAUAUACUCAUGCAAUUUUAUGUAGAAUCCCUCUUUCAUUGCGAACUAGAGGGGAGGUCACGCUUGACGAGGCUAGAAAGCAACAUUUAGCAUUAGCUCAAUUAUUACGUGAACUUGAUAUUGACGUUGUUGAAAUGCCACCUGACGAAAAUGCACCUCUUUGCGUUUUCGUCGAGGAUAUUGCCGUUGUUUGUAAUGGUAUUGCUCUAAUCGCUCGGCCAACCGAAUCAUCUCGUCUAAAAGAGAUCGAUACUAUUAGGGCCGUUUUAAAAAAAGAAUUAGAAAUACCUUUAAUAGAAAUAGCUGAUAAAAAUGCUCGUUUAGAUGGAGGAGAUGUCUUGUUUACAGGCCGUGAAUUUUUUGUCGGCUUGUCACAUUUUACAAACGAAGCAGGUGCUCGUGCAGUAGCUGCAGCAUUUCCUGAAUAUCCUUGUGUACCCAUAAAGGUGGGUGAUGGUGGCGAAGAGGUGAUAGUGGAGAGUCUUACCUCAGCCCCUCUUCAGGUUGCAGAAUCAAAACGUUUGAAAUCAUUAGUUUCUAUGGCUGGACCUGAUGUUAUUUGCGUUGGUGCUGGCAAAGAAUGUCAAGAAGUGUUAAAGAGGAUUGAACGAGAAGCAACGUACAGUUACCAGACAUUAACUGUACCUGAAGAUGCUGCUGCAAAUGUUCUCUACGUCAAUGGUACUCUAAUUCAUCGAUCAGAGGAUGAAAUUCCUCAAUCAAGUAAGGUUUUUAUGGAGAAAAUAGAAUUUCCAACUAGAUCAUUACCUAUGUCUGAAUUAGCAAAGGUCAGUUCUGGUUUAUCAUCUUGUUGUUUGUUAGUACGCAGACCCAGACAUAUUCGCAGUAUUUAAAAAAAAAAACAAAAAACCAAAUACACACAGAAAAAAAGAAUAUAAAAA